This is a messenger RNA of Diaporthe citri, 582 nucleotides long. RefSeq lists its product as uncharacterized. Gene Ontology annotation, cellular component: cytoplasm. NCBI's taxonomy places the organism in Eukaryota, Fungi, Ascomycota, Sordariomycetes, Diaporthales, Diaporthaceae. The coding region runs from base 1 to 582 and encodes 193 amino acids. The transcript has 4 exons. Gene Ontology annotation, biological process: nucleoside triphosphate catabolic process. Gene Ontology annotation, molecular function: nucleoside triphosphate diphosphatase activity. The record is from RefSeq and is a predicted model, not a curated record.
AUGGCCACCGAAAAACCGACGUCAGCCACUCACGUGGUGAAUUUCAUCACGGGCAACAAGAACAAGCUCGGCGAGGUCAAGGCCAUCCUGGAGCCCACGAUCGAGGUCCGGAGCCAGGCGCUGGACCUGAUCGAGGUUCAGGGCACGCUGGAAGAGGUCACGAUAGCAAAGUGCAAGAGUGCUGCAGAACAGGUCGGCGGCCCCGUGCUCGUGGAGGACACCUGCCUCUGCUUCGACGCGCUCAAGGGCCUGCCAGGACCAUACAUCAAGUGGUUCAUGAAGGACCUAGGCCACGAGGGUCUCAACAACCUGCUCGCCGCCUACGAGGACAAGGGCGCCAAGGCGGUCUGCACCUUCGGCUUCUCGCAGGGCCCCGGCCACGAGCCCAUCCUGUUCCAGGGCGUCACGCAGGGCAGGAUCGUGCCGGCGCGCGGGCCGGCCAACUUCGGUUGGGACCCCAUCUUUGAGUACGAGGGACAGACAUACGCCGAGAUGGACAAGAUCGAGAAGAACAAGAUCUCUCACCGCGGCCGGGCCCUGGAGAAGCUGCAGGCCUGGUUCGCCGAGCAGACCUCCAAGUGA